Molecule: messenger RNA, 205 nt
Organism: Dentiscutata heterogama
Lineage: Eukaryota; Fungi; Glomeromycota; Glomeromycetes; Diversisporales; Gigasporaceae
Source: the annotation of a GenBank genome assembly
AUGGAAUGCCCAAGGGAGUUUGCCAUAAAUGAAAUUAAUACUGCACUUAAAGGAACAGUGGAUGUAGAAUGCAAAGUUCCUCAACCAAAUGUCAUCAUUUUAGAGGCAAAACCAGAACCACACAGCAAUUAUGCAGUACAUAAAACAAGUGAAAUAUAUAUAAAAGAUUUAGAAUUAAAUCAAGAAGAUUCUUUAGACAUUGCUU